GAAAACAACCAAAAAGUUCCACUCGUCUGCAGUUUCAUUGGGCCAUGACCUAAAGAUGUCAAAUAUUUCUUUAGAGACUGUACCCGAAAAUGUAUUAGGAUCGCGGAAUUUGGCCCAGAAAAUCGUCGAAAUCUGCUUGCUUUUCAUCAUCAAUGUGUUAGCUCUCGGAGGAAAUGUGUUGGUUUGUAUAACAAUCUACAGAAAGCGAGUGUUACGGACGAUUACCAACAUGUUCAUCGUUACACUGUGUGUGACAGACAUUUUGCUCGCGUCAAUUGCUAUGCCUCUCACUCUUGGAUCUUUGAUUAUGGACCACUGGCCAUUCGGUGAAUUGGUUUGUCAAAUUCAGGGAUUCAGUAUUCACCUCCUGGUUUUCCAAUCGCUUCAAAUCAUAACUAUAACAGCGUCGAAUCGAAACUUGAACGUGGUUCGUCCACAUUUUUACAAAAGAAUUUUUACGAAGCUGAAAACUUUGCUCAUUAUUAUCGCUAUCAGCCUCUUCACAGCUGUCAUAAUGGGAACUCUGGUUAUUUUACUCUCCUCGCGUUAUGUGUUCCACCCUCGAAAAGCCAUUUGCGUUAUGACUUUCCCGUCCAUCGAACACAGUCGUCGCUUCACGAUUAUCUUCAGUAUUUUCUUCGUAGCUUUCCCCGCUGUUGUCAUUCUUGCGUGUUACGCGCGAGUUUUACACACAAUUCGCACUCACCGCCGAGAAUACGAAACCGCGCGAGGAGAACACGAUUCAAGAUCGAUUUUAAGCCGAGAAGAAGUCAAACUAUCCAAGAUUGUUUUCAUCAUCAUUUUAGGGUUUUCGUUAUGUUGGAUACCAUGUGUAAUUAUAGAUAUUGCAGAUACCACACAAACGAAGUGGUUUCCCCGCGAAGUCUAUAUGUUUUACACAUUUCUAGCCUACACCAGUGCAGUUUUAAACCCUUGGAUAUAUGGUUUUAUGAACAAAAUGGUUCGAAAAGAGAUGUAUCAUUUAUUAACGUUAUGCAGAAUUCGUUCUUAAAGGUAAAAAUGUUCUCUUGUAAUUUAUUCAAAAUUUGAAAAAUUUUUUAUGCUUUCAUGCAUGUACAACAGUUUUUAAAUUUAAACUUACGUAAUUAUAUAAAUAUUUUAAUGGCUAUUUAAAAGUAAAUGUUUCUAAAAGUUAUGCUUACACGCUUAAUCUGGAGUUAAACUUAUUGAAAUGCCGUAGGCAAAUUAUUUACACGAAACCUAACGGGGAAAAAAAAGAAUGAAAAAAUAAAUUUU
Pocillopora verrucosa is the source of this 1257-nucleotide messenger RNA. RefSeq names its product melatonin receptor type 1B-B-like. Gene Ontology annotation, molecular function: neuropeptide Y receptor activity; G protein-coupled photoreceptor activity. Gene Ontology annotation, cellular component: plasma membrane. Gene Ontology annotation, biological process: G protein-coupled receptor signaling pathway; phototransduction; cellular response to light stimulus. NCBI's taxonomy places the organism in Eukaryota, Metazoa, Cnidaria, Anthozoa, Scleractinia, Pocilloporidae. The record is from RefSeq and is a predicted model, not a curated record.